GGGAGAGAGCAUCAGCACCCUGCACACAUUUCAUUGUCCCAAGGCCAGGAAAGAGCAGGACACAUCUAAUCUUUUCAGAAACAUCGCUUUAAGUCAAAAGAUUAUCUCUUCUUCAUUUUAUCCGGCUCAUAUCGUUCAGCAAUGAAGCGGCAGUGUGAGCGCUGAUCCACAGCGGCUUUGAGUGACACCUGCGCUCACUCCCUUUCACCGGUUCCCCUUUUUUCACAGCUUUUGUCUGGUACACCUCCGCAGUUUCCGACCAGCAGCGCAGGAGUGGACGAGGAAGAGGAGGAGGAGGAGAAGGGAAGAAUAGCGGGGCGUACCUGGCGCCCGCAGCCGCUGGAACAGCCCGGAUCGGCCGCUUUGGGAGUUCCAGUUCAACCGGCGCUUUGUGCAGUUUAAACGGGACACACACAGAAAAGUCCCCCAGAUACAUCAAACCACAAAGAGAACAAGUCAUUUUGAAGGUGGUUUAUUGAAGGUGAGAUGAGGAGCCAAGCAGCAGAAGGGUUGAAGAUGCGCCUCCCUGUGCUUGUGUGCGCUGUAGUGGGUUUCUGUGCGGCACCGGGCUUGGUAUCCGGCGCAGACAGGAGCUGCGGGGACCUGCGACAGUUCUACACCGGGAAGGGUUUCACCCUGGAGGGAGUCCCUCAGACCGAGAUUUCAGGUGAACAUCUCAGGAUGUGUCCUCAGGGUCCAACUUGCUGCACUAGCUCCAUGGAGGAAAACCUGGCCAGUCUGAGCACCCAAGAGACCGAGGGACUGAUCAGAGAGGCCGGCAGGUCCCUGCAGGCUUCUUUCAACUCUCUCCACAGGAGCUUUGACAACUAUUUCACAGAGCUACAUGGUCAAUCUGAGCGCUCACUGCAGGAGGUGCUGUCCCCCCUCGGCUCCUUGUACUCCCAGAACAGCCCUCUGUUUGCAGAGCUCUACAGCGACCUGCGUCAGUACUAUCGGGGCGUCGCCCUCAACCUGGACGAGAACCUGUCUGACUUUUGGUCCCAGCUGCUGGAGCGGACCUUCAAAGCAUCUGCUUCCACAGAUGUCAGCCUGUCAGAGGACUACCUAGAGUGUGUUGCUAAGCAGCAGGAGACGCUCCGGCCCUUUGGAGACAUCCCCCGAGACAUGAAAACGAAGGUGAUCCGGUCUUUUGUCACUGCCAGGUCAUUCGUCCAAGGGCUGUUAGUCAGCGCGGAUGUGGUCAAUAAGGUUUCACAGGUGGCUUUUGCCGAGGAGUGCUCAAAAGCUUUAAUGAAGCUUGUUUACUGUCCUCACUGCCGUGGCUUUGGCUCCGUUAAACCCUGCUCCAACUACUGCUCAAAUGUCAUGAAGGGCUGCCUGGCCAACCAAGCCGACCUGGAUCCAGUGUGGCAGGAGCUCAUAGAUACAAUGAUCCAGGUAGCAUCCAGUUUCAGCACAGAACCCAGUCUGGAUGUGGUUCUUUCUUCCAUCCCAGUGCAAAUUUAUGAAGCUGUGCACUACCUACAAGAAAACAUGGAAACAUUUACAGCUAAAGUGUUUCAAACAUGUGGAACUCCAAGUGAACCAGGAACCGGUAGUCCAGCUGUCCACGAGCAGAAGAAGAAGAGUAGCUCACUGACCGCGUCUCAAAAUAAACCCAACCUAACAGUUGGACUCAGACUGGAAAUGCAGGUGACGGAUCUUUCCAAUAAACUGAGGGAGAUGCGUCAAUACUGGAUCCAGCUCCCUGUAGCACUUUGCAGCAAACUGUCAGCUGGGAGUACCAGUCAGGACAACUGCUGGAAUGGCAUUACCAAAGCCAGGUACCUUCCAGGGGUGAUGGGUGAUGGUCUGGCUAAUCAGAUCAACAACCCAGAAGUCGAACUUGACAUCACAAAGCCAAUUAUGAAAAUCCGGCAGCAGAUCAUGCAACUCAAAAUAAUGAGCAACAGGCUAAAAGAUGCACUGGAAGGCAACGAUGUGGACUUUCAGGAUGCAAGUGAAGAUAUCAGCGGCUCAGGAAGUGGGAUGUGUUUGAGCGCUCAAUGUGCUCGGAACAGACCAGGGUUAUACGCCUACGCACCGGAGACUAACCCUGUUGCAGGAGCAGCGAUGGUUAACAUCAGUGUGUUUAACCUACCACUGCUGCUCCUGUUUACUCUCCUGCUCCUUCAGCGAUGAUGGACCCCUUUGCAGACGCUUUGUAUAAGGCUCUGAGGAGCCUGAGGACUGAACCAUGGGAACUGGGGUUAAAAGGGAGGAUGAAUGAAACAUAACUUUGCCAAAAAGACAUUUUGUCUGACAGAUGAACAUUUUCCCUGACUUGAGGCAAUGAAAAUUGACCAUAUUCUUUACUUUGCCGAGCUUCAAUGUGUUGUAGUUUGAAUGUGAAUUUGUGCGUGAUCAGUGGAUCUUUUAAUGAGGAUGUUUGAGAGAAGACAGUGACAAUGAUGAAUGGUCAUUAUGAAGAAGAUGUCUGUGUAGCUGCAGUUUCCUGUCAGCGGGUGACAAUAUCUAUGGUGCAUUCACCAAGAUUUUUUUUAUUUUCUGUUAUUCAAGUUUUAUGACUUAAUCAGACCAUGUACGCUGUAAAUGUUUGUGUACAUUACCAUAAUGAUUGGCACCAUACUGAGCCAUGAAUGUACAAGAAGAAACUCAACUCACAACGAAAUCCAUGUUACCUAAUGUUAUGAUCAAGACAUAUAAUUUGGUACAUUCAGUUUAAAAUAAUGCCAAAAAAAUCAUCACACUCUGGAAAUGUUGAAACGUGAUUGCAUUAGAUUACCUUACCUUCACUUCAAAACAGGAAAGGAAAAUUUCCCUUUUUAACAGUUGAUUUCAAUUGCAAAUAAGGGAAUAGCCUCACUUAAGCCUCCAAUAAGCAAGAACACAAGU
Molecule: messenger RNA, 2856 nt
Organism: Cyprinodon tularosa
Lineage: Eukaryota; Metazoa; Chordata; Actinopteri; Cyprinodontiformes; Cyprinodontidae
Product: glypican-1-like
Exons: 10
Coding region: 487-2142 (551 amino acids)
Biological process (GO): cell migration; regulation of protein localization to membrane; negative regulation of fibroblast growth factor receptor signaling pathway
Cellular component (GO): cell surface; synapse; extracellular region
Molecular function (GO): fibroblast growth factor binding
Source: RefSeq, a predicted model, not a curated record